Prunus armeniaca (apricot) is the source of this 1503-nucleotide messenger RNA. Lineage: Eukaryota; Viridiplantae; Streptophyta; Magnoliopsida; Rosales; Rosaceae. The record is from the annotation of a GenBank genome assembly.
AUGGGAAGCUGCGUAUGCACACCUGCGAAGGCAGGCGUCUACCACAAACGAAGCAAAGAUAUCAUCAAACCCUUGCCUCAAUGCGUACACGAUUCGCCACGCAAGUCUUCAGUGGCGGCUCCGGCCGCUGUCCACCACCGCAGCAUCAUCUGGGUGCUGGACAAAACCGCAGGGAACAACAUCUUUGACAAGUACGAGUUUGGCAAGGAAUUGGGGCGAGGGGAGUUUGGAAUUACCUACAGAUGCACCCACCGGGAGACGGGGGAGUUGCUUGCGUGCAAGAAGAUAGCGAAGAGCAAGCUGAAGACGGAGAUUGACGUCGAGGAUGUGAGGAGGGAGGCUGAGAUCAUGCGCCGUUUGCCCAAGCAUCCGAAUAUUGUCAGCUUCAAAGAGGCAUAUGAGGACAAAGAGGCAGUUUAUCUAGUCAUGGAGCUUUGUGAGGGCGGCGAGCUCUUCGAUAGGAUUGUGGCGAAGGGGCAUUACACAGAGCGCGCUGCUGCCACUGUCACCAGGACAAUUCUUGAGAUUUGCAAGGUAUGCCACCAGAAUGGAGUGAUACAUCGGGACCUGAAACCGGAGAAUUUCCUGUUUACAGAUAGCAGUGAAAAUGCUCAGUUAAAGGCAAUUGAUUUUGGCCUUUCUAUAUUUUUUGAGAAAGGUCAGAGAUUCAGUGAAAUUGUUGGAAGUCCAUAUUACAUGGCUCCGGAGGUCUUGCGGCGCAAUUACGGGCCUGAAGUUGAUGUUUGGAGUGCAGGGGUUAUCCUUUAUAUCCUACUUUGUGGAGUUCCACCAUUUUGGGCAGAAUCUGAGGAAGGAAUUGCACAGGCAAUCGUUCGGGGUAGCAUAGAUUUCGAGAGGGAGGCAUGGAAAAAGGUUUCUGACGAAGCAAAAGAACUAGUGAAGAGAAUGCUUGACCCAAAUCCUUUCAACAGGCUUGGAGUUGAAGAAGUCCUUGAUCAUCCCUGGAUACGACAUGCGAAUCAAGUUCCCAAUGUUCCUCUGGGAGGAAAUGUCACAUUAAGGAUCAAGCAGUUCUCAUUGAUGAGUAAGUUCAAGAAGAAAGUUCUCAGAGUGGUGGCAGACAACUUGCCGGACGAUCAAAUAGAUGGGAUCAGACAGUUAUUCAAUAUGAUGGACAUUGAUAAUAAUGGAAACUUGAAUUUUGAAGAACUUAGAGAUGGUCUUGUGAAGAUUGGACACCAUGUCACUGAUCCUGAUGUGCAGAUGUUAAUUGAUGCUGCGGAUGGUGAUGGAACCGGCACACUGAACUGCGACGAAUUCAAUGACAGCGGCUAUGUUGAGUUCGAUGAGUUGAGAGAAGCAUUGCUAGACGACAAACUUGGCCCCGCAAAUGAGCAGGUUAUCCAAGACAUCAUAUUUGAUGUUGACUUGGACAAGGAUGGACGGAUAAGUUUCGAAGAGUUCAAAGCGAUGAUGAAAUCUGGCAUGGACUGGGAAAAUGGCUUCUCGUCAAUAUUCGAGGGCAAUGCUAAAUGCACUUAG